Molecule: messenger RNA, 909 nt
Organism: Camelus dromedarius (Arabian camel)
Lineage: Eukaryota; Metazoa; Chordata; Mammalia; Artiodactyla; Camelidae
Gene: EIF4E1B
Product: eukaryotic translation initiation factor 4E family member 1B
Exons: 7
Coding region: 1-909 (302 amino acids)
Biological process (GO): translational initiation
Cellular component (GO): eukaryotic translation initiation factor 4F complex; cytoplasm
Molecular function (GO): RNA 7-methylguanosine cap binding; translation initiation factor activity
Source: RefSeq, a predicted model, not a curated record
AUGGAGCGGCGGCUGCGGCUGCGGCUGCGGCUGCGGCUGCGGCAGGCGGACGCAGGGGCUCGGCUGGGCCGGGCUGGGGUGGGCUCAGGACAGAUGAGGGAUCAGGUCGUGGCCAGGUGCUCAGGUUGGUCUGCAGCAGGCGGGGAGCGGGCCCUGAGCCGGGGCGCAGUAGUGCCCGGGCCUUGGGCUGGAGAUGCUGAGGGGGGCAACAAAAACUGGAGGAAAGACAAGGAGGAGAAAGAAGAAGAGGAGGCGGCAGCAGGGCCGCUGGUGGGAGAGGAGGCUCUGUGCGCUCCCACGGCGCUGCUGUCCCUGAGCAGGAAGGCCCCGGACCAGGGCCCCACGGAGAGCAAGCUGGAGUUGCACCCGCUGCUGAGCAGGUGGGCUCUGUGGUUCUUCAAGAAUGACCGUAGCCGGGCCUGGCAGGACAACCUGCAUCUGGUCACCAAGUUUGACACCGUAGAGGACUUCUGGGCGAUGUACAGCAACAUCCAGCUGGCCAGUAAGCUCUCCUCCGGCUGUGACUACGCCCUGUUCAAGGAUGGCAUUGAGCCCAUGUGGGAAGACAGCAGGAAUAAGCGCGGUGGCCGCUGGCUGGUCAGCCUCGCCAAGCAGCAGCGCCACAGCGAGCUGGACCACCUGUGGCUGGAGACCCUGCUGUUUCUGAUCGGGGAGAGCUUUGAGGAGCACAGCUGGGAGGUGUGUGGGGCCGUCAUCAACAUCCGAGCCAAGGGGGACAAGAUUGCCGUGUGGACCAGGGAGGCGGAGAACCAGGCGGGCGUGCUGCACAUCGGGCGUGUCUACAAAGAGCGCCUGGGCCUCUCCUCAAAGACCAUCAUUGGGUACCAGGCCCAUGCAGACACGGCCACCAAGAGCAACUCUCUGGCCAAGAACAAGUUUGUGGUGUGA